Molecule: messenger RNA, 3828 nt
Organism: Lytechinus variegatus (green sea urchin)
Lineage: Eukaryota; Metazoa; Echinodermata; Echinoidea; Temnopleuroida; Toxopneustidae
Product: cholinesterase 1-like
Exons: 10
Coding region: 190-2007 (605 amino acids)
Biological process (GO): choline metabolic process; acetylcholine catabolic process
Cellular component (GO): plasma membrane
Molecular function (GO): acetylcholinesterase activity
Source: RefSeq, a predicted model, not a curated record
GAGCAUAUUAUUCGGUAUGAAAUAUAAAUCAAUAGAGGAUAGGCAGGCAACUAGACCUCGUACUCUAUACAAAUAUUGCUACGGUUGAAGAAAGAACAAUUAAACUGGAGGUUGUAAACUAUUUUGUUUACAUGACUGCCAAUUCUACAGACCUGCAUUUUAGCUAUAUACUGUGUUGGCUAUUUAAAGAUGGAGGUGGCUAAAUAUUUCGAAGUGUUGGUCAUAAUCGUAUUCUUUUCGACUACGUCAGCACAGUCUCCGAGAAGGAGUGUCUCACAAGGAGUCGUCGUAGGAAAAACAGUGCUAUUCGAUGAGAAUGAAUUCUUAAACAUAACAAAGUACGUCGACGUAUUCCAGGGUAUACCAUACGCUGAGCCACCAGAACGGUUUAGGCCUCCUGUUAUCAAAGCUCCGUGGUCUGGUGAUUACAAUGCAACGGCUUUUAAACCAGCGUGUGCUCAGGCUCCGUCAUUCUACUUUCCAAUUCAAGAUGAAGAUUGUCUCUAUCUCAACGUGUAUGCCCCUAAUCCAAAGCCAAAAGGAGCUGCAACGAUGGUGUACAUUCACGGUGGAUCAUUUGCGAGUGGAACCGCCAUGACCUAUGAUUUCUACGGUGUUCCUCUGGUUGCCGUUGGGGAUGUUAUCGUGGUCGUCAUCAACUACCGUGUCGGUGUAUUCGCAACGUUCACUACCAAAAGCGAUGCAGCUCCUGGCAACAUAGGGAUGUUAGAUCAAGUCGCUGCUUUACAAUGGAUUAAAUCUAAUAUUGAAGAAUUUGGUGGUGAUUCAAACAAAAUAACAAUAUUUGGUGAAAGUGCUGGUUCGGCUUCUGUGAGUUUCCAUUUGCUGUCGAAGCUUAGCCGUGGAUUGUUUCAGCAAGCCAUCAUGCAGAGUGGCACAGCAUUCUCUGGAUGGGCUUUUGAAGAUAACCCCGAGAAAGAGGUGGAGAAUGCUAAAAAGAUAGGACAAGCAUUUGGAUGUAACCUGAAACCCCUGUCUGAUCUAGUAGCAUGCUUGCAGGCAAUAGAGUCCAGUGAACUUUGGGCUGUAGCAGAUCAGGUGUACGGUCAGUCCUAUCGUGUAAACGUUGAUGGUGCGUUCUUGGAAGACACACCAAUGAAUCUCUACGCCGACGGAGACUUCAAGAAAGCAUCAAUUUUGGCCGGAACCACAAGAGACGAGGGUACAUUUGAAUUGUGGCUAAAAUAUUUCUGGCCUUACGCUUACUCUGAAACACCACCACCAAUCAAACAGUCCGAAUUGGAGGAAUUCCUUGGGAAUACACUCAUAGCCGAAAACAUUCUCUCCCCGGACAGCAUGGAUAUUCUAUUAGAUGCUGUACUCCAUGAGUACACUGACUGGUCUAUUGCAGAUGAUCCGAACUCUGAUUACUUUCAGUCUGCAGUGGAUGCAGUAGGGGAUUUCUCCUUUAAGUGUCCUACAGAUGCUAUCAUAAGGGCGCAUGUCUCUGCAGGUGAUACGGUCUAUCGAUAUAUAUUCAACUAUCCAGUUACAACUUCGAGCUAUUUCCAUGUAGUUGGCGUUCUACCAUUUACCCCAUGGUUAGGUGCAGGACAUGCAGAGGAACUCUUUUACGUUUGGGGUGGACCUUUCAUCGACCAACUCGACAAUGUCCACGGUCAAAAUGUAACAGACGAUGAGAAGACACUCGCAGUCAACAUGAUGCGAUUCUGGACUAACUUCGCAAAGACAGGCAAUCCCAGCCAGUCGGACGCUGACGUCGCACCCAACGAUGGAUCCUAUGGAUGGCCAGAAUUUACAAUCCCAGAGUUACGUCACAAGAUCUUGGAUGUGCAGUUAGGAGAGGGCAGGGCUGACAGGGCGAGUGAAUGCCAAUUCUGGAAUACCUUUUUCCCGAAACUUAAGUUUUCGACACAAUCAGUUGAUGAUUCCCAAAGACAAUGGAGACAUGGAUUUUCAAACUGGAUGGAGAAGAUGCAAGAAUGGAGAAAGGAUUUUGCUUCUUACAAAAACGGAUGUUCAUAAUAAUGCGCAUAACUUGAUUGCACCUUCGGGCAUAGUAAUACACGUUGUACAUAAAUCGCAACCCCGUCUUUCUUUCUCUUUAUCAUUCUUUUGUUUUCUUAAUCGUGGACUUUUUUCAGUUAGCCAGGGUGAUCACAAGGAUUGUUAGGGGGAAGGGUGCUUAAUAAAGGGAUGAUUUUUGGAACCAUCUCACGUCAUUGUAUAAAAAUAUUGCCAUAUGUAUAAAAUAACACCAAGAUUAAUGGCAGAUGCUUAAGCUGCAUUUAAAUCAAUUGCCGUCAAAUUAAUAUAUUGUCAAAGUUUAGUUAAAACUGGUUCUCAUUGGAUGAUGUUUUAUAUUAGAUUUAGGAUUGCAGAAAUUACUUGUUCGUCCAGAAUUUCACCCCAAUUAGGCCUAAAUUUAUUCCACAAUUAGGUUGGAACGGCUCAGCGAUGUCAUACGAUUACUACGAGUGCCAUUGAUGGCAGUUUGUAAUGUCAUUGUCGUUACAAUUAACCACAAAGUUGAUUUAUUUUCGAGAUUAUUAACAGGUACAAUUAAUCAUUGUACCUGUUUGUUAUCUUAUGGAGCAUUUAAAGUGUUCUUAUAAUAAGCAUUUAUAGAGAAAGACAAGAGUAAUACAUUUCUUUGAAUCUCGAUUACACGCGCAUUUGUGCGUAACGACAUGUUUGUUUACACGUAAGCAUGUACGGUCCUGGAAAGGCUGGCAAAAUCAUAUCAGUUCUAACCUGUAUAAAGUUUGUAAACGUAUAAUCUAAUAAUUGUAUACCCCGAUGUAUUUUAUGAUUAUGCAAACAAAAGAAAAGUUAUUUAAGUUUCAAAAGUAUUUACAGAUCUUAAAUGUGAAUUUUAAUAGUGACUUUAGCACUAUUAGGUCGAUGCACCACAUUUUUAGACGCUGGCAUAGUAGCUGCGAUGUUUGUGGUUUACCCCUACAUGAUGUUUUGUUGUUUUUCGCUUGCGAUGACGACUACAACUUCACAAAAUCUUGCGGGUUCGAAGACGGCUGAAGAGACCAAUUAAUCUUCGUCCGAAAAGUCUGGUGCAGAGUAAUUUGACAAGCAGAAGCACAGUGAUGGCGCUUGCUCUAUAUUUUUGAAGCUGGCUUCUUUUUUAUUCUUGCUAGUCCACACGUCUUGACUCUUUGCUUUACACACAUCACUGUUGCUCCAGGCAGAUCGAUCAUCUGCUGAUUCCUUCCCUGGUCUCGGCGUUGAUGCCACAGGAAACUUCAGGGUCCCGUCUUUACAAAGAGUUGCGAUGCGAUGGAUCCGAUCAACCACAACUACGAACGGCCAACAAUGUCAACAUCUAAAAUGAAAGUUUGUUCACGAUAUUUUCUAGAUAUGAUGUAUAUUCAUACAUUCAUUCGUUUUCUUGAAAACUUAGUUCGCUUCUUUUUGUUUACAACGGACAUUGUGCAAAUUUCCUGUACAAAAAAUAUAACAUACGGAUGGAUUUCCAUACAGUUGAGGCUGAUCAGAUCAAUCGUAACUCUUUGUAAGACGGGUCCCAGGGAAUCUUUAUUACGCUUCCUCGGACCACCAUGAGAGCGCUUGCUGUCCGUUAGCUCUCCGUAGAGAAGUCUCUUCGCUGGUUUCUUUGGCAAACGCUCAUCGGGCAUUCUGUGAACAUGUCUCCCCAUCUGAGCUGGGCGAGCUUUAUUUAUGGCUUGAAUGCCCCUCCAUCAGGGCCCUCUGCAGAACGUCUGUGUCUGGCAAUUUAUAGGAUAUAUAGAUGCAGGAUUUCGGUUACCUCACCCAAGGCACGGGGUACCGGGGGGGGGGGGGCACUCAGUAUAUAAUGCAUAGUGGGUAUGU